Messenger RNA from Pleurotus ostreatus (oyster mushroom), 1299 nucleotides. RefSeq lists its product as uncharacterized. Lineage: Eukaryota; Fungi; Basidiomycota; Agaricomycetes; Agaricales; Pleurotaceae. The transcript is spliced from 9 exons. Bases 1 to 1299 code for a protein of 432 amino acids. The record is from RefSeq and is a predicted model, not a curated record.
AUGUCCACCAUUAUCAAAGAUGUCCCUGCGUCCGAUCCUCGCUUUAUCGCCAUCAAGAAAGACAUCGCUGCUUCGCACUCUGCGUUCGAGGAGCAGAUCACCAAGGCAUGGGCUGAAAUCAUCGCAGAAUUAGACGAAGUCACGAAAGCGAUAGCCUCCCAGGGAUCCUCGUAUAUACCCGAGAUCAGGUUCUCGGACCUAGCUGACCUUGACCCGGAACGUGUCGAAGAAGUGCGGGCGAAAGGAUGCGUAGUCCUCCGCGAUCUCGUUGACGAUGGCGAGGCCAACAAGUGGAAGGACGAUUUGAAAUAUUUCGUCAAAAUCAACCCAGGCGUUGAAGUUCAUCCUCCUAACAAUCCCAUCUUCUACGAGUUAUAUUGGACUAAGCCGCAAUUGGCGGCCAGGUCGCAUCCCAACAUGCUUGCGGCCAGCACCUGGUUCAACAGCCUUUUCCACUCCAAGUCGGGCCAGAAUAUCGGCGGUGUUGACAUGUCGGCACCGCUAACCUACGCCGACCGCGUACGUAUUCGUCCGCCAGGUCGUUGGCCUAGUGCCCUUCCGCCCCAUGUUGAUGGAGCUACGCUCGAACGUUGGGAGGAGCCAAAUAUGAGAGUAUGUUUCAAGGACAUCCUGUCCGGUGAUUGGCGCUCCCAUGAUCCUUACGAUCUUGACGGUCGUUUGGAGGCCAUGACAUCACUUUAUAACCGACCCAACCAAUGUAGCGUGUUUAGAACAUUUCAAGGCUGGCUCUCUAUGAGUGACACUGGGCCGAGGGAAGGCACUAUCAAGAUGUUCCCCAAUGUCAAAGUAGCCAAUGCUUACACCAUGCUUCGUCCCUUCUUCCGGCCACUCAUACCGGUUGAUUCCCCGGACAUUUGGGACACAAAGAACUGGAUUUAUGAUGUCGAGUCUCCUGAGUUUCCUGGAAUCAUCGACCUCGACGGCGGAUAUUACCAGAGGCCAACUACUAAGGCUCACCCUCACUUAAGGCUUGAGCAGACCUUAACAUCUGCCCCAGCUGUCAAGCCUGGAGAUGCCGUGUUUUGGCAUUGUGAUGUCAUCCAUGCUGUGGAAGUGGAACACGAAGGAACACAAGAUUCUGCAGUUAUGUAUAUUCCCGCUGUUCCCACUACACCUAGGAACGAAGCCUACGUGAAGGCGCAAUACGAGCGCUUCCUCGAGGGAAUACGUCCGUCAGACUUUCCGCAGGGGCCUUCUGAACGACGGUUUAUCGGUAUCGGCACUCCUGAGGAUAUAGUUGGUUCAAGUGGACGCAGGGCAAUGGCAAUCCCAGUGUAG